Molecule: messenger RNA, 6279 nt
Organism: Kwoniella shivajii
Lineage: Eukaryota; Fungi; Basidiomycota; Tremellomycetes; Tremellales; Cryptococcaceae
Exons: 5
Coding region: 1-6279 (2092 amino acids)
Source: RefSeq, a predicted model, not a curated record
AUGUUCGCACCUCCAGGUGUGGACUCCGAAUCAUCAGGGGAGAAGAUCACACCACCACCUUCACCUACGUUCCAACAUGUCAAACCGAGAUUCUCCUUGAAAAAGCUUUUCUCACCGACUCAAUCCCACAAUCCUGGUCUCCCUCGUACCCCUACAUCUACACAUGCCCAUUUUCAUAGUCAUAGACCAAGCCAUCUUUUCAGUCAUAGGCAUGAUCAUGGUAAACCAGACAAUGAACAAGUUAAACAUUUCACACCUAUAGAAGCUGCCGAAGCUGAUAAAUCAUUACCUACUGACCCAAUCUCACCAAAGAAGAAAGUAAGGAUAUUUGCCGGUGAACUGGAGCCUAAACAAGGCAGAAAAGUAGAAGGUUUGACCAACAACUUAGGUGAGACGAUGGAAGAACAACCGGCAUCACCGAUUGGUGGGAACGGUGGUGGGGUCGACGAUGAUGAGCAUCUGAAGGAGGAGAUGAAGAGCGAUACUGGUGUAGCAGGAGAAGCUCUGGUGAUGCUGCGUAAACUUAUGGCUGACCAGAAGGAAAGUGAGGAAGACCAAGAAUCGAACAAUCACGGGAAUCAGAAUCGAACUGUGCGUCAAAUGGAUCAAAAACAUGAAAUUACAGCUCCAACUACUGAUAUUCUACCCACUGAACACCAAGUUGAUAGCCAAAAGCAGACUAAUGAUCAAUCUACUAAUCUCACUUCUCAUAACACUUCUAAUGCUACUUUCGAAGAACCAAAAGAUCCUUCCAAAUCAAUCGAUAUACUACACAAGCUCAAAUCAACUCGAUCAAGUCUUUCUUUGGCUAAGAAGCGAUCAUUCAAAUCACUCAAAUCACUUAGCCUUAAUUUGAAAUCAAAUGCAUCCAAGAAUCCUAUACCACCUGUUCCACCUGUUCCACCUGUUCCACCUGUUCCACCUGUUCCACCUGUUCCACCUGUUCCACCUGUUCCACCUGUUCCACCUGUUCCACCCAUUCCCUCCGAAGACGAUAAAUUGGUCAGCCCACGAACGCCUAUAGCUGAUAAAUUCACUACAAGUGGGAAAUCUUCAAUAAACGAGAUUUCCCCAUCAUUGUCGAGACGACCUUAUGAACUUGCAUACGACAAUAUGGGCAAUGGCCGGUCAUAUAUACCGCCGAAUACUGCUCCACCAAUACUGGACCAAAAGAUAGGAGGCGAGAAUGAAGCUUAUUAUUACCCACAUCCAUCCCAAGGUGCACCAGCUGCAAUUCCACGGUAUCGUCCAUGUCCAAAUUGCACUUCCCCACAUAUCACUUCGAACUCGACAGCCCCUGCACAAAGUGGUUUCCCUUGUCCAGCACCAUUUCCUUCCCCCAGCAGCAAAGCUCACGGUCAAUGGUGUCAACCACCUGGAGCGCCAGUUCAUCUUUAUCAUCCCGCUUCACCUACCCGUGACGAUAUACAAGAAGGUCCUCAGUCAGCUCCUUUACCCUACCUCAACACUCCGCAAAGUGUAAGAGAUAAUAUCCAACUUUCGCCCGGACCAAUGAGGGAGAUACGACGACAAAAGGCCUACAAACAAGAUUCGCACAAAGGAGAAAUCGUGGAUAACCGAGUGAAGGAUAAAACUGGGACAAAUAAUGGAGACCAUACGGAAGUACAGUGCCUGAAGAGAGACACAAGAGAACUGGAAGAGCACCAACCACUCGGAAACGAUCUUGAUGACGUAUACUUGCAGCAAACGAGAGAGCACAGAGGUCAUGAAGAUCCUGCGAAGUCGUCCAAAAAUCACAAGUCCAUAAACAACGUCGAGCAGGUUAUUCGAUCGUACAAAUCUGAGUAUGCACACGCGAAGGAAGCCUAUCAGAGGCCUGGCUUGAGUGAAGAAGAGAGAAAAGAAGCCGAGGAAAAUAUGAGAAGAGCUGAAGGUGGAUUCAAAGAAGCAAGACAAGCUUUAAACGAGAUGAAGCAGGAAUUCGAAGUGAAAGGCAAUCCCAGUGAGCAGCAAACGCGUAAGGAUGAAGAGACUAGAAGGAGCGAACCGGGUGAAGCUAUUAAUGACAAACCGCUGAAGGAGAAGGAGAAGCAGCGGGAGAAACAAGAACACAAGGAAUAUCACAAAGGGCAACAUCAUGAAGAGGAUCUCAGAGGAUUUGAUGACCGUCGAAAGCAAAAGGAGGUGGUAGAAAACGCCAAAGAAGACAAGAACAUCAUGGAGUUACAAGACAUGGUUGAACGAUACCAAGAUCAUUUCAAGGAAGCCGUGAAGAUAUACAGGAAGGAAGGUUUGACGAGUGAUCAAAGGAGCGAAGCUAAGGAUUCAGUGAAAGUAGCCGAGAGUCAAUUGAAGGAGGCGAUACAAGCUUUGAAUGAUAUUCAGGAGGAACAAGGCCAUAAGGUGCGGAAGGCAAACAAAGUGAUUGUGGGGAAAGGCAAUCUCAACAACGAAAGAGCACAGCCAAUAAACAAAAACAAAAUAUCUGCUGCAGCAAAGGUCGCUUCCGGCGGUGAUCAUGACAUAGGAAUCGAACAACAUCCUGUCGACGGACAACAGGUGAAGCCGACUGGAACAGAACGAGAGGUAAAACAGAUUCAAGAUAGGGUGAAAAAGUAUAAAGUGAGGUAUCAAGAAGCGAUACAAGCAUAUAAAUCCAAAGGGAUGUCGGAAAAGGAUCAGGUAGACGCUAAGCAGAAUGUGAGAAAGGCUGAAGCUUUGUUACGGGAAGCAAUGCAGGCACUUCAAGACAUCAGAGAGUCACAGAGAGCGAAUGAGACACCACAAAAGGAUAAAGGAGAAACAAAAACAGAACGCGACAAGACAAAAGCUCUCGUGGAUAUGCAGGCCCAAGCAAAAACAUGUGAUCAGAAAGGCACGCAAGCUGAAGAAUUCGUGCUUCCUACCUCGACUGUCAAGUCAGGAGAGCGAUGUGAGCUUGAAGCAAGAGUGAAAGAGUACAGAAAACAAUAUGGUGAAAUGAUGAAAGAGUAUGAGCGCUCAGACAAUAAAGAAUCUGAGAAGACGAGCGCUAACGAAGAAUUGAGAAAGGUGGAAGACAAGUUAAGAUACGCCUCGGAAGCCCUGCGGAUUCUGGACGGCGCCCACCCGAUCUCAGUCAAUGGACCGACCAGGACUGUUGCACAACGAGAUCGAGACAAUGAAGACACAGACCCUCACAAAGAGAGCGAAGAGCAGGAAUGUUCAGAGAAGGUCAACCAACUCAAGAUGAAAUAUGCUUCUUUGUCAAAACGGGUGAAAACUCUUCAAAUGGAUGAUCAGGAGAAGGUCGAGAGAUUGAGGUCUCUGAGAUCAUUGAAAGAUGAGAUCAUCAAGCUCUCAGAUAAAAGUUUAUUCAGCUCAACCGUAAAAAAGCAAGACAAUCAAAUUGUCCAUGAUGGUUCUGAACAGUCAAAAGGGACGGUACCGAUAUUCAAUGCUGAUAUUCCCGAAGCUUAUCCUCCUUCUGGUACGGGAAAGGAGUCGACCUCAGUUAGCCCGCCAACAGGCACCGAAAACGCUCUGGAGCUUGACGGAGCAAGAGGAGGAAAGGAUAUUAACGAUAAUCUAAAACCUGGAAUGGCUGACAAAGCCGGAAGGCCAGACCGGAAUAACGAGAUGAUUGCAGAAAUGAGAAUCCAGUAUUCGAGUCUGAUCAAUCAGCUCAGAGCUACCGACUUGACUACAGCAGAAAGGCAAAAGCUACUUCGGAAAGCGGAAAGCCUAAAAGACAGACUGAAAGAAGCAUCAUCAUCCCCUUCAAAACAUAAAACACAGAGUCCUCGUAAAGUAGUUGAUAAAGGAACCUUGUUGAGACACGCUAAACACCAACAGGCUGCUUUGGUAGAAUCUAUCCAGGUGGAGGGACUGGACUUAGGUGUCAGAAAGAAAGGAGAAGAGAGAUUGAAGAAACAGGCUGAAACCAUCAGAACUCUUACCAGGAAGAUUGCUGAUCCGUCAAACAGGAGUACGGGAGAAGAGGUUAAGGGCAAAGGUGUAAGUAAAGAAGGAGGAGUUACUCCCGAUCAAGUUCGAGGCGCAAUUAGACAGGCCGCUCAUGAUCGUGGCGAGCAAGAGCCCACUUUACCACUGACCAAAGAAAAAGAAGAUAUCCCCUCUGCUCGAUUGACGGAAGGAAGAAAAGCGGAGUCGGGAAGGUUCCCUCAUCAUGUGGAUCAGAAUGAAAAGGGCAGUUCAAUGGCCGGAGUUCCAUCUUGGGAGCAAUUACGUCCACUGAGAAAAGUGUCUCCUGUACCACCUACCCCACCAAAAUCGCCAGCUAGAUUAGCCGCGAAAAAGAGAGGAAGUGACCGCGAGGAAGAAGCGAAAGUUACUUGGUCCAAUUCCCUAGUGGCACUUGCUAAUUGUAUAGAUUUAGCCCAAAGACUUGCUCAAUCCUUUGACAAUAGCUGUUCGACAUCAAAUCCAUUUAUAGGGGUGAUACACCAUCUCAUUGCUGGAUUAUUAAUGCAGAAUGAUCUUCUCAUAUCUCUGAAGGAGGUACUAGGGGAAAGUAAUGUUGUGUUACUUGAGGAGUUCGGUCACCACAUCUCGAUCGUGAGGGUUUAUGUGCAAGAUCUGAUGAAAGAGAGGGAGAACGGGCAGGUAAGGAAGGAAGAAGCAAAAAUUGCAGAUCAAGCUAUUGAAAGAGGUUCUUGUUUGCUUCAAAACAUCUCAACUCAGGGGGUCGUGAACCACCUUGUAGGAUUAACGGAUUACAUCACACCUGGAAUGAUGAUGGUUUUGAAAGAAGUGACGGAAGAAUGGAAGAGAGAAGGAAUGGGAGUGACAACCCUUGUUCAUGCUAUAUUGGCAAUCCGGCAGGAACUGUCCAUGAUCGCGAUUGCUAAUAAGGGGGAGAAAGGCAUCGAAGGUAUCGAUAAAACUGAGAGCAUUAUAGGAAUUUUGGAUAGGGUACUUGCCUUGGUAUCACCUGAGCAAUACCGAUCUUUAAUGAAGAGACAUGAUCGCGAAGCUCAACUGGGAAAGAUCGAUCUACCCAAUACUCAAUCGGGGCUUUUCGACCCCAGUGAAGGUGAGAAGCAAUCACUGACCACUCAUCGUUCUUUAGACGAGAGAGAAAGGAUAAAUAGUCUGGGAUCGAAAAUGGAAGAAUCAACGAUCAAGUCCAAUGAGAUACCUUACCGUGUGUCUCCGAGUUAUUCACCUCAAUCUACUCCACCGUAUGGACCCCUUGCAGUAUCUGAAAUUCCCAAUUCUAACCCCAGGUCUCCCCCUCGUAUCCAAGAAUCUCUCUCACCCAAACCGUAUCCGAUCACAUCACCACAUCCCCUAUCGACCACAGUACCUCGCAACUUAUCUGUGAUGGACCCACAUGACUUGGUCCUCGAAUCACCGGAACGGGCGGAUCCAGCAGUCUACCACACACAGCCGCACACAUCUUCCGUCCGAAAGACCACACCUCUAUCUCGAUCCCUUACACCCAAGGAAGAUCCUCCUGGUUCGAUAUCGAAUCUGAUGUCACGCAUUACCAAUAAGCUGCAGAAUAUCAAAUCACUUCCAGAAAAUAAGGAAAGCAAAGCCAAGAAAACACGAUCGAAAUUCAUCAUUUACCACGAUGACAAGGAGGUAAAGUCGGAUGUGUAUGGGGGAAUCGAUGAUGAUUCCAUUUCUCAUUCUCUGAACCUAUCAAAAACAACACGGAAUUUCUUGGGUCAUGGUGGGAAGUCACAGCGACCUGUAAGACCCACGUCUGCUUCUGCUUCAUCUAGCUUCUCAGCUACCUAUCCUUACACUGCUCCUCUCUCUCAAAGACGGUAUCAGGAAUGGCCGCCUACCCCAAAGCGAUCUGACCAAGAACGAACGGAGUCACAUCAAAGAGCCGCCUUCCCUUCUAAGCCUGAACCUGUACGACUUGAGCAAUCCGCCGAAUUUCAAAGCCAACAACAUGAUGGGUUUCAUACCCAUUCCAUCCACCCAACGUCUUCUUCCGACUCUGGGACACAGAUUUCAUCUGGUAACGGAAGAGGUAGUGAAGAGUCAAGUCCAUCUCAAUAUUCCCAAACGUCACUUUCAGCUUCACCCUCGUCAUCAUCUUCUGCAUCAACGACCAAGUCCGAUGAGAAAGCUAGGAACCUCCUGGACAAUGCUGAUAGUGGCCCAGGGACAACUCAUCAUGAUUGGCGCAAUGACCUCGAUGAUGUUCUCACACAGAAAGAUUCUGAAGUUCAAGUUGAACCUGACGAUGAUCAAGUCAAAAGAGCGGAAAAAGUCUUGUAUCAUAAAACUUUGGCUACUCCCACUCCUAUCAGAUCGAACAAGAUCAAGCAAAGUGGUUUAGAAGUCAACCUUAUAUAA